AUGGAUAUCAAAGUAGAAAUUCCUGCACCUCAAUCAACCAACAAUGGUGAUGCGAAAACUCCCCUUUUAGCCUCACAAAAAUCACCUUCAACCACCACUCCCCAAACCGAUCAAAAUUCUUUGAUCGCACAAGCUAUUAGUUCAACAUUCAAGGGCACAGCCUACCUAGCUUGUCGUCUCCCUACAGGAACAGUCCUUGCUUUUCAACUCUUAUCUCCUAUACUCUCCAACCAAGGCGUUUGCGACGUAGCUUUCAAAACCAUGACAGCCAUUCUAUUGUCUCUGUGUGCAGUUUCAUGUUUUAUCCUUAGCUUCACAGACAGUUUCAAGGAUGAAAAGGGAAAAGUUUUCUUUGGUUUCGCAACGUUCAAGGGCUUCUAUCCCAUUGAUAGAACGGUGACUAUUUCCCCUGCAGAAGCUGCAAAGAAAAAGAUCGGUCCAUUUGAUUUCUUGCAAGCCUUUUUGUCGAUGUUAGUUUUCGCGACCAUUGCACUUCUUGAUAAGAAUAUUGUAGACUGCUUUUAUGCCACGCCUUCAGUUGAAAUCAAAGAGGUCCUUUCGGUAUUACCUGUUGCAAACGGGGUGGUUUGCAGUAUGCUGUUUGUUGCAUUUCCUACUCAGAGGCAUGGAAUUGGCUUUGGUGUUGACAAAACAAGCAUUACAUCUUAG
This is a messenger RNA of Coffea arabica (coffee), 669 nucleotides long. RefSeq names its product protein DMP6-like. Gene Ontology annotation, biological process: endomembrane system organization. NCBI's taxonomy places the organism in Eukaryota, Viridiplantae, Streptophyta, Magnoliopsida, Gentianales, Rubiaceae. The record is from RefSeq and is a predicted model, not a curated record.